Paramecium pentaurelia is the source of this 195-nucleotide messenger RNA. NCBI's taxonomy places the organism in Eukaryota, Ciliophora, Oligohymenophorea, Peniculida, Parameciidae. The record is from the annotation of a GenBank genome assembly.
AUGUGCAACCACGCAAUAAAUAAAUAAAAAAAACAUAUGGCAAGAGCAUUUCAAAUUAUUUCCAGAUUAUCAGGAAUUAUUGGAGUCCCCCUUGGAAUUUGGGCUGGUUUUAUAACUAGAGAUGAACAAUAUUUCCCAUCUUAAAAUAGAAUGGAAGAAGUAUAUUAAGAAUAUUUAAGGAGAAAGUAAUAGUGA